AGUAGACGCGUUUAGCCAGCAAGCUACAGGGGGGUAGCACUAGCCAAGUCUACUUUGCUGUUUGCCGGUGUGACAGUUAGCCGGCAGGCUAUCAAGGUGCAUACUUCAGCAGAUUUGACAUCUGCACAACAAGAAUCCGACACAGUCAUAGGUGGGUUUUCCUCCAGGGUGACGCAGGUUUGGAGAGAUGGCAGACACAGGGAGCAGGAGCCCCCCUCCCCAGACAGGGCCGGUGCAAUUUAUGCUGAGCAACAAGGUGGAAACAGCGAUGUGGCUCUCUCGCCUCUUCACGGUCUACUGCUCUGUGCUGUUCAUUCUUCCCCUGCUGGGGCUGCUGGAGGCUGCGAAUUUUUACCAGCGUGCCUUGCUGGCCAACGCCCUGACCAGCGCCCUGCGGCUGCACCAGCGGCUCCCGCACUUUCAGCUGAGCCGAGCCUUCCUCUCCCAGGCCCUGCAGGAGGACAGCUGCCACUACCUGCUCUACUCCCUCAUCCUGGUCAACUCCUACCCCAUCACCAUGGGUAUCUUCCCUGUGUUCCUUUUCUCCCUGCUCCAUGCCAACACCUACACCAAGAAGGUCCUCGAUACAAUGGGUCCCAACAGCUUGGGUUUUGUGAGGAACUUACUUGACAAGCUUACGGCCAACCAGCAGAACAUCCUGAAGUUCAUCGCGUGCAAUGAGAUAUUCCUCAUGCCAGCCACAGUGUUCCUGCUCUUCAGCGGUCAAGGAAGCCUGCUGCAGCCAUUCAUUUACUACCGGUUCCUCACCCUCCGCUACACCUCCCGGAGAAACCCCUACUGCCGCACUCUGUUCACCGAGCUGCGGGUCCUCGUGGAGCACCUCAUCAUGAAGCCGUCGUGCCCGGCCUUCUUCAGGAGGAUGUGUCUCAACAGCAUCGCCUUCAUCAGCCGCCUGGCCCCCACGGGGGUGUGAGCUCUCCCCACCCGGGGGAGGGGGCCCACGCCACGCGGGAGUCGCCCCAGAGGGACUGACCAGCAACAGGGAAAGCCCAGCCGGCCGUUUCCCCCCAGGGUUUCCAAAGGCUGCCUAUCCAUGCGCUAGAGUGUGAGGCCUCGACCUCACCGUGCGCUGAGAACCUUGACCAGACUGCCCACCAUUUUGAACCCACCCCCCCCUAUCAUUAAUACUACACAUCCUACACUGGCAGCGCUCAGCAACCCUUACAAGCGUUUGAGGUUCGACACCACAGAGACAAGUCCACCAAGCGUUGACAGGGGUGUCUUUGUGGGGUUUUCGCUUUGUGUUGUUUUUGCCAACCAACCACUCAAGUAAUUUUUCUUCCAGAGUUUGGCAUUAAGGUAAUUUACAGUUGUUUCAGGUGCACGGUUCCAACAAUCAGUUUAUUUGUGUAUUAUUACACUGUACUUAUCAAGGUGCAAAAGAACCUUGGAUUUAGCUUGUGAAUCACCAAUAGUGUGCACUAAAAUGUACACACACUACAUGUAUACAGUUUGGAAGCUUUCAUUGCAGUAUAUCCAUUUUAUGUUCAGUUGUUUUCUCACAAGGUAGGUGAAGCAUUGUAUGUGGUGUCUAAUUAAACCAAAUUGUCUCAGUACCUGGAUAGUCACACAUUUACACUUACAAUGCCUUUUAUCUGAAAUUUGUCAAAUUAUCAAAUAUAUUGUGAAUAUGAAUAUUAGGAGGUCCCCUGUUUUAAGUCUGCUCAUUCUCGAUAGCAGUUGUUUAAAAUAUUUCCCUUAAUUGAGGUUUAAUGGACAAGAUUUCAACAAUGCUCUUUAUAGAAAUUGAGAAAAGAUGUUUUGUACUGCCAUGACUCAGUUGUCAUCUCAUAUAUAUGAAUAUCUUGAGAUCUGCAAGAUACAAACUCACACAAAUCAGUACUAAUGUGAAACCUUAACCUUUGCUUAACAAGGAAUUAGUGGUAUAUUCAUUGUGGGAAUGCCAUCAUUUGUCAUUUUAUGUUUUUAGUUUAGCCAUUGACAACUAUGUAUGUCAAAAUCGGAAAAAAAUGUACAUGUUGUAAAACUCAGACAGGGUUUUUCAAAUAGCGGUCCAGGAACCACUCUGGGUGGGGGAGGGGAGCUUUGAACAAUACAAAGAAGGAAC
Messenger RNA from Megalops cyprinoides (Indo-Pacific tarpon), 2089 nucleotides. RefSeq names its product transmembrane protein 33 (gene tmem33). Bases 188 to 934 code for a protein of 248 amino acids. NCBI's taxonomy places the organism in Eukaryota, Metazoa, Chordata, Actinopteri, Elopiformes, Megalopidae. Gene Ontology annotation, biological process: membrane organization; endoplasmic reticulum tubular network organization. The transcript is spliced from 8 exons. Gene Ontology annotation, cellular component: membrane; endoplasmic reticulum. The record is from RefSeq and is a predicted model, not a curated record.